AUGACCACAACGAGCGCAUCGUUGUUGUGUUCAGUAAGUAUCGCGACGAUCCGUCGCGGGUGGCGAGGAGCGUCCUCCUCCGGCCGCACCCCGAGCGCGCACGAGACCGUUCCGGCGGCGGUGCAUGCUCCGAGGAUUCGCGCCCCGCCGCUGCGAAGGACGCCGCGCGCCCCCGGGGCCGUCGCCGAGCCCCCGGGUCCGACGUCCCCCUUGACAGACACGAGCUCCUCGAACUGGCGCGACAACCCCUUCGCGCGAUACUGCGACGACGCCAUGGCCAUCCCGGAGGUGGUCGAGGGCCUCCGCGUGCUCGAACAGACCCAUCCCGAGAUUGACGGAAACGUGGUGCUCUUCGCGGUGUGGCGCGCGACGCGGGGCGGGGACGCGCGUCCAAUGUCUCACGCCGCGCUGCGCAAGGCGACCAAAAUAUCGGAGCGAUGGCGAUGGCGCGUCACCGACGGUCUCGCGCGCGUCGAGGCGUCCCUGCGCGGACCCGACCUCGCGGAGUCGCCCCAAGCCGCGAACCUCGCAGCCGCCGUAGCCGCGCUGGGCGACGAGGUCGACGACGUGGCCAGGGCGGCGCUGUUCGAGCUGGCGGCCUCAGAGGCGUGGUGGUCCGACGGUGACGACGCGGGCGGUGGCGGCGACGACGCGGGCGACGCGUUGGCGUACGAGUCGGGCAAGGCGACCGUGCGGGGCCCGACGGCCGUCGCCGCGGCGAAUCUGCGAAUGUACCUGCUGGAAUACCUCGGAGCUCGGUUCAUCGCGAACGAGUGGCGACGCGUGCGGGGGGUGCUGGACGGGUGCCUCGCGGUGGGGGGCGUCGACGCACACGCCGACAUCAUCGGCAUCGUGGACGCGCGGGGCGGGACCGUCGGUGACGCGCCAUCGUCAUCGAGCGGCAUGAGCGACGAGGCGUGGCGGGCGGUGCGAGGGUGCGUGGACCUUACGAUGACCAAGCCGCGGCGCGAUCGUCCCGGGGAGGCCAACAGGCGGUACAUCGACGCGAGGCGUAACCUGCGAGAUGCGGACAGGCUGUGGAAGGCGACGUGCGAGGACUACAGGCGGGCGAGACGGACGGUGAAGCACGCGCGUCACGAGGUGCACAAGAGCAGGAAAGCCGUCAGGGUGGAGUUCCGAUGA
This is a messenger RNA of Micromonas commoda, 1143 nucleotides long. RefSeq lists its product as hypothetical. The transcript has a single exon. Lineage: Eukaryota; Viridiplantae; Chlorophyta; Mamiellophyceae; Mamiellales; Mamiellaceae. The record is from RefSeq and is a predicted model, not a curated record. Bases 1 to 1143 code for a protein of 380 amino acids.